AUGACAGCCGAGGAGACAUCGGCCGCAGGCCCCAGUGCCAAUCCACAAGGACGGCUUCCGUUCUCUACGCUAGACCUGUCUGCGCAAACGACGAGGGCUUUGGAGGAGAUGGGGUUCUCUACCAUGACGCCGAUCCAGGCGAAGACGAUACCGAUAUUGCUGGCUGGCAAGGAUGUGCUGGGCGCUGCACGAACGGGAUCUGGGAAAACACUGGCGUUCUUGAUACCCGCAGUGGAGAUGCUGCAUCGGCUGAAGUUCAAGCCAAUGAAUGGGACGGGUAUCAUUAUUGUAUCGCCUACACGCGAAUUGGCACUGCAGAUAUUUGGCGUAGCGAAGGACUUGAUGGCACAUCAUUCACAGACAUUUGGUAUUGUGAUUGGUGGGGCGAAUCGAAGUGCGGAAGCCGAUAAGCUAACGAAGGGUGUGAAUCUGCUGGUCGCGACGCCUGGGCGACUCUUGGAUCACAUAAUGAACACAAAAGGGUUUGUAUACCGCAAUAUGAAAGCACUUGUCAUCGACGAGGCCGACCGAAUAUUAGAGAUUGGAUUCGAAGAGGAAAUGAAGAAAAUUAUAUCAUACCUCCCGAAUGACAACCGUCAGUCUAUGCUCUUCUCCGCCACCCAAACCACAAAAGUGCAGGAUCUCGCACGUAUAUCACUACGUCCCGGCCCCGUACACGUCGACGUCGACAAGGAGGAAACAACAAGCACCGUCGCCACAUUAUCGCAGGGCUACGUCGUCUGCCCGUCCGAAAGACGGUUCCUCCUCCUAUACACCUUCCUAAAAAAGAACCUCAAGAAGAAAGUUAUUGUUUUCUUCUCGAGUUGUAAUUCGGUGAAAUAUCACUCUGAAUUAUUGAACUAUAUUGAUGUUCCUGUGUUGGAUCUGCAUGGUAAACAAAAGCAACAAAAGCGAACGAAUACAUUUUUCGAGUUCAUGAACGCCGAAUCUGGUAUUCUCCUGUGCACCGACGUCGCCGCCAGAGGACUCGACAUCCCGCGCGUCGACUGGAUCAUUCAAUUUGAUCCCCCAGACGAUCCCCGUGAUUAUAUCCAUCGUGUUGGGCGAACGGCUCGUGCUGGAAAAGUUGGGAAGAGUCUUAUGUUCUUGCUUCCGAGUGAGCUAGGAUUCCUGCGGUAUCUGAAAGAGGCAAAGGUACCUCUCAAUGAGUUCAGCUUCCCGGCAGAUCGGAUUGCAAAUGUACAAAGCCAGCUCGAGAAACUCUUACAAAAGAACUUCUUCCUGCACCAGUCCGCAAAGGAUGGCUUCAGAUCGUACCUGCAGGCCUACGCAUCGUAUUCAUUAAAGAAGAUAUUCGAUGUGAAUGCUCUUGAUCUGGCGAAGGUUGGCAAGGCGUUCGGUUUCUCGGUACCGCCGAGAGUGAACAUCAACAUGGCGCCUGGGAAGGGGACAUCGACGACGUCGAAAGGAGCUCGAAAGCGGCCCAGAGAUGAGGACGAGAAUGAGGACGAGGUGCUAGAGGAGAUGGAGGUCGGUGCCGGUGCUGAGAAGGACGCUGACGACGAUCUCGAAGAAACGUCACGGAAACUCAAGAGAAAUAACAAGGGGCGCAGGAUAGAAGCACUGGGGCAGAAAAAGGUUGACAAGGAGGUGUACCGCAAAGGAAAAGAACGUAAACAGAUGGCUAAAUCAGCGCAAUGGAGCAGGUAG
This is a messenger RNA of Pleurotus ostreatus (oyster mushroom), 1671 nucleotides long. RefSeq names its product ATP-dependent RNA helicase (gene HAS1). NCBI's taxonomy places the organism in Eukaryota, Fungi, Basidiomycota, Agaricomycetes, Agaricales, Pleurotaceae. Gene Ontology annotation, molecular function: nucleic acid binding; ATP binding; RNA helicase activity. Bases 1 to 1671 code for a protein of 556 amino acids. The transcript has 6 exons. The record is from RefSeq and is a predicted model, not a curated record. Gene Ontology annotation, biological process: maturation of LSU-rRNA from tricistronic rRNA transcript (SSU-rRNA, 5.8S rRNA, LSU-rRNA). Gene Ontology annotation, cellular component: nucleolus.